Messenger RNA from Macrobrachium nipponense, 805 nucleotides. Its product is annotated as succinate dehydrogenase assembly factor 2, mitochondrial-like. Lineage: Eukaryota; Metazoa; Arthropoda; Malacostraca; Decapoda; Palaemonidae. Gene Ontology annotation, biological process: protein-FAD linkage; tricarboxylic acid cycle; mitochondrial respiratory chain complex II assembly. The record is from RefSeq and is a predicted model, not a curated record. Bases 136 to 615 code for a protein of 159 amino acids. Gene Ontology annotation, cellular component: mitochondrion. The transcript has 4 exons.
AACAUCAUUAGGUAAGCACUAAGCAGCCAGGCCCAUACUGUUGCGUGUUGCCCCGUUACGUCAGGACUCAGGAGCAUUAGGUCUUAUUAGCAGUAGACGGUUAAUUAACAAAGUGAGACUAUUUUGCCUGUGAGAAUGACAGCCGUUGGACGUUUUGCGAUCCGCACAUUGUCUGCGAUGAGGUUGUGUGAAGCAAGAUUGCCAUUGCAAAGUUAUCGUGCCCUGUAUGAUGGACCUAAUGACAGUGGGGAUAUGCACCCUGCACCUUCACACAUAAAAGAACCAAUUAUUCCACCUUAUGAAGAGAAAGUUGGGGAACCAGUUCACUUGAAAAAAGCAAGACUUCAGUACCAGUCAAGAAAGAGAGGAAUGUUGGAAAAUGGUUUGCUUCUUAGCUCUUUUGCUCAUCGAUUUCUGUCAACCAUGUCUGAAGAACAGCUGUCUAUGUAUGAUCGGUUGAUUAACCUUCCUUCGAAUGACUGGGAGAUAUAUUACUGGGCAACUGGUGUUCGUGAGACUCCACAGGAAUUUGAUAAUGAAGUGAUGACCAUGCUCAAAGACUUUGUGAAGAAUAGUGAGCGAGAGAACAGAACUGUUCAGCCAAACCUACAUUAGGGAAGCAAGUACUUGGAUUGUUGGUUUAGUUGCCUUGUGUGUAGUCUUAAACAUAUCUGCUAAGGAUUUUAUAUCAAAAUUGCAGACCUUUAUAUUUUACUUUUCAGUAUGUGAAAAUUAUUAAACCAAUAUUUAUGUAAAUAUGUACUAUAUGACUAUUCUGUAUAGAUGUUAAUAAAUUAUAUAAAUA